AUGGGAUCAAUAGAGUUACAUAACGGGAGUGUUUUGGCCACAAAUGAUGUGGUGGUUGUGGCCGUGAACUACAGACUCGGAUGGUUUGGUUUUAUAUACGGGGAUCGGGAGGACGUACCCGGAAAUGUGGGCUUUUAUGACCAAUUAUUGGCUCUCAAAUGGAUCAGAGAAAAUAGUCAUUCUUUUGGUGGGGAUAGAGAUCGGAUCACAAUAUUUGGUGCAAGCGCCGGCAGUUGGUCCGUAUCGGCACAUAUAGUAUCGCCGUUAACACGUGGACUGUUUAGACGGGCUAUAAUGCAAAGCGGAUCCAUUUUGGGUAAUAAGGACAGGGAUCCCGUCAAUAGGACUGAAGCAUUAUUACAGACAAAAAGAUUAGCAAAACAACUGAAUUGUACGGAACGGGAAGAUUGGCUCAAAUGUCUGAGAGGUGUCGACGCCUCA
Molecule: messenger RNA, 441 nt
Organism: Oppiella nova
Lineage: Eukaryota; Metazoa; Arthropoda; Arachnida; Sarcoptiformes; Oppiidae
Source: the annotation of a GenBank genome assembly